AACCUCCCGAGCACGUGUCAGCGAGUGCGAACGCGUACCAGUGGGUGAACUUGGUGGUUGUGAGUGUUCAGUUUUAAUGACAUGUGAGAGAAAAUUUCGGUUUGUGGAGGUAUUAUUGUGAACGCAAGAUGGAUUUGAAAACUUCUUUUUGGCUCUUGUCGCUUUUCUUGUGUUUGGUUGAAGAUGGAGAUGCAGGCAAGGGUAGAAAGGCCGGUAGACACGGACAAAAGUUUUUGAGGAAUGUCAGACUCAGCAACCAUGUACGACGCAACGCCACACAAGACUCAGGUCUAUGGCCUUCUGUGUUCAACCUGGCAACUAAAGCUGUCAUCAGCGUCAACGCCACGUGUGGAGAAGGUGGGCGCGAGGAGUUCUGCAGAAUGGCCGAGGGGGCUAAAGGUAGAUGCGGAAUCUGCGAUAACUUCAGCCCGGAUAGCGGAAAGAGACACUCCAUCCAUUUCGCUAUUGAUGGUUCGAAUAGGUGGUGGCAGAGUCCGGCAUUGUUCUAUGGCCCAGAGUUCGAGUACGUCACGAUAACCAUAGAUCUGAAACAGGUCUAUCAAAUAAUGUAUGUCAUCAUCAAGGCUGCUAAUUCACCUAGGCCAGGUACAUGGAUCUUGGAGCGUUCCAUCGAUGGCGAUGUAUUCGAACCCUGGCAAUAUUUUGCUAGGAACGACAAGGAAUGUGUAGAGAGAUUUGGCAUGACACCGAGGAAAGGGAAACCGAAAUAUUUCACAGACUCCGAAGUGAUCUGUACAUCGUUUUAUUCGAAAUUGACGCCGAUGGAGAAUGGGGAGAUUCACACGUCCCUCAUCCACGGACGACCAGGAGCGAACGAAACAAGCCCAGAACUUCUGGAAUUCACUAGAGCGCGUUACGUGCAACUACGUCUGAUGGGACUGAGGGGAAAUGUGGAGCCGCUUCCGGAAUGGUUCGUCGAAGACCUCUCCAGGGACAAGAGGCUUUUCUAUUCCAUCAGGGACAUCAAUAUCGGCGGUCAGUGCGUGUGUAACGGUCACGCACAAAACUGCAGAUACAACGUGGCCUCUGGGCACCCCGAAUGCGACUGUGGACAUCACACCUGCGGCCCCCACUGCGACCGAUGCUGCCCCCUUUACAACCAAAGACCCUGGGGUCCUGGAUCUUCCAGGGAUGCCCGCCCAUGUCAAUCUUGCAACUGUCACGGCCACGCGAAAAGUUGUCAUUACGACGAGGAGGUAGAGAAAGCAGGACUAAGUAUGGAUAUCCAAGGAAACUAUCAGGGCGGGGGUGUUUGCGACAAUUGUACGGACCAUACAACCGGAAUCAACUGCGAAUUAUGUCUGCCAGGAUACUACCGACCCUCGGAGUUGGCUCCAGAUUCAGAAGCCCCAUGUGUACGAUGCAAGUGUGAUGGUAUAGGUGGCUCUACCGAUUGUGUGCAAUAUGGUGAAGAAGCCGGAAAAUGCGUCUGUCAGGAGGGUUAUUCAGGCCCAAAUUGUGACGAGUGUGCGCCCGGCUUUAGAGGGUUCCCCAAUUGUGAGAGGUGUCCGUGCGAUCCCAAAGGGGUUGUUAAUGUUGGCGAUUGCGAAGGGAGCUGCAUUUGCAAAGACAAUGUUGAAGGCGAAUAUUGUGACCGCUGUAAACCAGAACAUUUUGGUCUCAGAACUGAUUAUCCUGGAGGAUGUGCUGAGUGUUACUGUUCAGGAGUGACAUCUCUAUGUGAAUCUGCGAUACUUCAAUCUCGAAAGAUCAGCAUCAUGAAAGACUGGUACAUAUCCGACCUGAAGAAUUCGAUCUUCGUCAAACCCACCAAGGAUGAUCAAGGCCUCCUAUCAGUAGGUAGCUACGAGCUCCCAGAUGUAGAGGCCUACUACUGGCUAGCUCCCGGGGAUUUCACGGGCAACAAGUUAGAGGCGUACAGUUCGGAUAUCGUCUUCAAGGUGCACUGGGUCAUCAUGAGGGGCGAUACGAGCGGUGAACCGACGGUGGGUCCCAAUAUUAUCUUAGUCGGCAGGAACGGCAUGACGAUCGCCCACGGCAACGAAUUCUUCGCAGACUCAUCGAACACAACGUUCCGGGUGAAAAUGAACGAAGUGGGCUGGUAUCACGUUUCCAAAGACGUUAAGGAUAUCGGGCAACGUCUCAGACGGGAGGAAUACAGGGGCGAUCCGGUGAAUAGGCGCCAAUUCCUCAGUUUGCUGAGCGAUAUCAGAUUCCUGAUGGUCAGGGCCACCUUCCACACCGAUCAGAUCGAGGCAUUGUUGGAGAGCGCCGAAAUGUUCUUGGGUAACAUCGACGAAUCAGAGACGUACAGUGCCGUAGAAAAAUGCUCCUGUCCUUCAGGAUACUCGGGUCUUUCGUGUGAAUCAUGCUCUUUUGGUUACGUGAGGAUUAUGGCCAACACAUCAGACCAUCGCCUGCAGGCCUUCUGCGGCAAAUGCGACUGCAACGGCCACUCAGAAACCUGCAGCGCGGACACUGGUGAAUGCUCUUGCCUGCACAACACUAUCGGUGAGAGGUGCGAGCGUUGUGCCCCCGGAUUCUACGGAAACCCCCUAAGAGGCACCCCGUUCGACUGCAAGCCUUGCGCUUGUCCCCUGGAAAAUGAAGAGAACAACUUCAGCCCCAGCUGCCAGCUGGAUUACGUCGACGAAGAGGACGAGGACAGAGGAGGAUACGUCUGCACGCAGUGUCCCAAAGGGUACACCGGAGAUCACUGUGACGUGUGCGACGAUGGUUACUUUGGGAACCCUCUGGAAAUAGGAAAUAAGUGCUCCCCUUGCGACUGCGGAGGUGGGCCUUGUGACAGGGUGACGGGCCAGUGUCUGAGCUGCAAGGGCAACACCGAAGGAUGGAAGUGCGAGAGGUGUAAGCCAGCCCACUACGGAGACCCUGCCGCGUCAGACUGCAUGGCUUGUCUGUGCGAUCCAGUGGGAUCAUUAUACAAAGAAUGUGACAACGAGACAGGACAGUGCCAGUGCAAGCCCCAUUAUAUUGGACGUACCUGUGAUAAGUGCGAGGAGGGCUUCGGUAACGCUACUGGAGGCUGUGCGCCUUGCAACUGCGAUCCUGUCGGCUCGGUCUCCUUGAUUUGCGACGCCGUCACUGGAUUAUGCGAGUGCCGUCCCGGCGUCGAGGGAUUCCACUGCGACGCCUGCCAGAACUUGCAUUACGGCUUUUCCAAGGAAGGAUGUGAACCUUGCGGCUGCGAUCCAGACGGUUCCCUUUUCAACACUUGCAAUUCGAGUGGACAGUGUAUGUGCAAACCGAACUACCAAGGAUCAAAAUGCAAACGAUGCAAGACGGGGUACUGGAAACACCCGGAACGGGGAUGCAUAGAAUGUUUCUGCAACAGGGACGGAUCAGUCAGUCGAGACUGUGACGCUGAAACAGGAAAAUGCCUGUGCAAACCGGGAGUAGGUGGAGACAGGUGCAAUUCUUGUUUGCCGAGGUACUACGGUAACAUUACAAAUGGUUGCAAGGAGUGCGAUCCUUGUGACAAGGAAGGACACAUAUGUGAUCCCUACAAUGGUAAAUGUGUUUGUCCAUACCUAACUGCUGGGUAUAGCUGUGAAAGAUGUGCCUUGAACUCUUGGGGCUAUAUUCCUUUAAUUGGGUGUAAGAACUGUUCCUGCUCGACCACCGGCAGCCUGAAACAGCAGUGCGAUCCCAACUCCGGCAAGUGCGAUUGCAAAAAAGGAUAUGAGGGUGAAAAGUGCGAUUCCUGCUCUUUCGGUUAUUAUGGUUAUCCAAACUGCAGGCAGUGUACCUGCGAUCCGAACGGGACUCUCGAAGGAGAAUUUGCUAACGGUGUGGCCAGAUGUGAUGAAGAUGGUGGCUGCAGAUGCAAGGAAUUCGUAGAAGGAAAGAAAUGCAACGAAUGUAAGCACGGAACUUUCGGACUUGACAAGAACAACCCCCAAGGAUGUAUUAAGUGUUUCUGCUUUGGACGAAGUAACACAUGCACUGCCCUCGACUACACAUGGGACCAACUUCAUACCGACAGGGUGCCAUACACUAAAGACAAUUGCCUAUUCUCCUCGCCCUGUAUCAAUCUACCCCCCAAGUUCACCGGCGACCUGACCCUCUCCUACGGCGGAUUCCUGAGGAUAAUAGGCCCUUCCACCACGCCCGAAUACCUGGUUCGCCUCACCGGAAACAACGUCACAAUCGAGAGCAGCUUCAGCGACGACGUCAGGCUUGACGAACUGAACUGGCGCAUUUUCCGGACCUCCGACAAGUUGCUGCCGGAUUGCAACCGGGAGCUGAACAGGGGAUGCAUGAUGGUGAUCUUGCAGAACGUUUCUAACGUGGCUGUCAAGACGUCCACGCAGGAAGAGAUAAGCGAGGUACUUCUGGAUAAGGCUGUGAUGAUAUCUUCUGCUCAACGCGCAAGAACCAUAGAGAAGUGCGAAUGCCCUGAGGAAUACACCUCCCUCUCUUGUCAGGAUCCUAGUUCUGGUCAUUAUCGAUAUAGACUACAACCAGAAGAUUCUCCUCACACAUGGGUAGAUAGGAUCGUGGGAGUGGCAAAAAAAUGCAAUUGCAAUGGGCUAUCGGACACUUGCGACAUCGACACAGGACAUUGUUUGAACUGCAGAAACGAUACCAAUGGUCCUCAUUGUGAAUAUUGCGCUGAAGGAUUUUACAAAACACAGGACAACUCUUGCAUGCCGUGUCAAUGUCCUUCGGAAAAGCAGAACUUCGCUAAAAACUGCACCGCCAACCAUAAGAUGAACCAGUUCGUCUGUAUGUGCAAAGAAGGAUACACAGGAAAAAAAUGUAACAAAUGCGAAGAUGGAUAUUUCGGGAAACCUCAAGAUAUCGAAGGCUCUUGUGAAAGAUGCGAUUGCAAUCCCUACGGCAGCAUCACAACAACUUGCGACAAAAUUUCCGGCCGCUGUCAGUGCCACGAUGGUUUUACAGGUAUGAGAUGCGACCAGUGCAAAAGUCCAAGGAAAUACAUUGAUAACGGAGUUUGUACGGCUUGCGAUGAAUGCACUCAGAUAUUAUUCAACUCUAUAGACGACAUAUCGAAUCGACUAAAUGAAACGCUCGAAUCCUUUGGGGAUGGCUUGCAGGGUCCUUGGAAAUACCUCGACGCUUUGGAAGAUCGCAGCGAUCUCCUCAAAGAAAGGUUCACCAGAACUGAAGACCAAAUGGAAAAAUUCUCUCAAAAUCUUGAAGACAUUAGAAAAUACGAAGAUAAAGCUAACAAUUUACACAGCGCUUUGAAAACAAAGACCAGACAACUUGAAAAUCAAAUCGAAAAUAUCAAUCGCAUAGGAAGCAUUACCAUUGAUAUAGGAAAAAACAUAACGUAUUUACAAAAUAAGAAGGACAGUUUCGUUAACGAGAUGAACAAUUUCGGUACUUCACAUCUCAACGUCAAAAAAUCAUUGGAAGAAGGAAUGAAGUUACUUAAGGACAUAGACGCCAACGCUAAAAUUAUAAACACGGACGAAAAAAAUGAUAUUAUCUUUAGGUACUGCAAGGGCAUUAUAAAACAGGUUGAAGAUAUUUAUCAAAUCCAAGAUUUAAACAUCGAUAAAAUAUUUGACGAAGUUGAACAUUUGAAAAUGAGGUUCAAUGACAUGAACAAUUUGUCUGAAUUGGUCGUGAAACAAGCAAAGCAAGUCAAGCUCAGAAAUAAGGACAAUACGAUUAAAUACCACGAUGUCAACAAAACAAUAUCGAUACUCAAGAAUAGGUAUAAAAAGACCAUGGAAGAUAUAGCUUAUUCCAAAGAUAAACUAGUGAAGGCAGAUGUGACUCUUAAAAUGGUGAAGAAAUUGUCGCAAGAUUUUUUGACGACUGAUCUGGAUAAAUACUUUGAAAUAUUGAAGAAAGGAGAUGAAAAUUACGAGGAUAAUGCAGAAGACAUAGAGAAGAAGUUAAAGGAUAUCAAAAAACAUGUGGAAAAUCUUAACGAGACUCUGAUGGACCUAAAAAGACAAGUGAAUUUCACCCAGGAGGAAUGGAAGAAGAUAAACGCAGGGGAAAGUUACGAAAAGAUUGCCAAAGGAGUCUCCGAAGCAGAAAACGACUCAAUUGAAGCAGAGGCUCUUUUCAACAGAGUGAACGAAAUUAUAAACCCUUCAGACACCGACACACUACUCAUUCAAAGCACCCUCUCCUUUGGAUUUUCUGAUCGUCUCAAACAGAGAAUAAUAAACCAUGUGAACCAGAACGACCUACGAAAAAAAUUGGACAACGUUAGGUACGAAUUGGAUAAUCUGGAAAGAGACAUCUACAAGAGCGGAAUAAGCAUCAACAAUUUCAGCUCGCUAAUGCAUAAUUUGAAAGAAAGAAUAUCGACGAGCAGACCCAACAUGGACGACAUGAAAGAGGUCAUCGAAACAGCUUCCGAUAUCUCCAGAAACAUGACGAGAAUAAUUUCUGACGUGAAUACCAUGCGUUACAUCAAUGAGCAUAACUUGACUAGACCCUUCAAUAAAUACCUCAAUUUAACAUCGAAAGAAAAAACGAGAGAAUUGAACGAGCAAAUUUAUUCGAAAAUAAACGAAAUCGAGAAACUCAACAUAAAUACCAAUCUUCAUGGCAUCAUUGACAGGAAGAAUGAUCUUCUCGCACAAAGCUACGAGCAGCUGAAUAACCUGAAAAACAAAAUACUAGCAUUGAAGUCUAACAUUACUUUCACCACUCAGAGAGUCAACAACUUAUACCUUCCGAUAUCCCUAGCAAACUGCUCCAGGUGGUAUCAGGUGAAAAAUAUAGGAGUAUUCAACAGUAUGCGAAUGAAGUUCAAUUGCAGUACCUGCGAUCUGCUCAACUUGUCGAGUAACGGUCACAAGAUCAGCAUGAGAGUUAUUGACGAUCUCUUUAUGCUCGAAUGGAAUAAAUUUCCUGUCGAAGUAGAAAUCGACAAGGAUAGGAUUACCACAGUAGAAAUAAAAAGAAAACAGAACAACUUAUACCUCCUCAUCCAAAACCAAGUUAUUGAGAUACCAGAUACGCAACUACUCCACAUAUCCACCAAUGAUCUGAUAAAUAUAGGCACAAACGUGAAUCACUCUAGUGCUGGCUGUUUAUACGAAUUCUUCCUCAACGAAAUCAACGUUGGACUGUGGAAUUUCGUGAAGAGUGUAGGAAACUGCACAGCAUGCGAAACGGAGGCAAGGGGGUCUGAACAGGAAAAACUCAACACCCUAUAUGUGGAUGGAGGUUACUCAUUGUACAACGUGUCCACGUUGAACCCACAACAGUUUUCGGUGAUUCUCAAUUUCAGGACUUUCGAUGAAAAUAGUCUUCUGUUUCUGGCACAAGAAAUAUCUAAUCCAUGCGCCUUCAUGUCCCUCGUGCUGAAUAACGGCAAACUGGAAUUCUACAUGAGACACAACGAUAACUCCACGAUAGUCUCCAUACCAAUCGAGAAGAAAUUCAAUGACGGCAAGGAAAACAACAUCAACAUCGCAUUGCAAUACAAGAGCAAUAAGCAGUAUUACGAUGUUACUGUGAACGACAUGUCCGUAAACGAAAUAAGGAAUUUGAUUAGAAUGCACGUUUUCAGGAUAAGACAGAGUAGGUACUUUGUAGGAGGUGUGAGUCCAACAUUCAACAGGAGCUGCAUAUCGGUCAACACGACAUCAUUCGUUGGAUUUCUGAAUCAUCGUAGCGAGAGAAACCUGCGGACAAUAGUUUCGUAUAAUACUUUCCCGAGAAAUGUAAAGGAGCUUAAUUUCUAUCGUGCUUGGUUCACUGGAGACGGCUAUCUCAUCUUGAACACCACAGCCAAAUACAGAAGGAGAGCUUUCAAUAUUUACUUCGAGUUAUACACAGCAUCAAACACCAGUUACUUAAUGACCAUCGAUAAAGUAGGAAAGCUUGCCAUAAGAAACAGAAAGCUAAUUUUCGAACUUCAAAAUGGAGAACGCAUCGAGUCGGAGAUGACAUUAAAUGGAGUUUUGGACACUGUGAACGUUACUGUUGGGGAGGAGGCUUCCAUACUUGGAGUGAAUGGUGAAGAGAGCAAAGGCCAAGGUAUCAAAUUGCUGAGGGGAGAUCCUGUCAUGCUGUAUAUUGGGGAGGAUACUACGAAAGAAUACGGUGGAUUUUUGGGAGGAAUAUCUAACAUUUACAUUGAUAACAAGGAAGUAAACUUCAACUUCUCCACUGUAGUCGAUUUCAAACACGUUGAAAUCGGACGAUGGAGGACACCAGACCUUCCAGAAGAGAUACCAACAAGCCUUACGAUAACGGAAAAUCCUGACAGUAUGCAAAACACGCAAGGUUGCUAUCCAGCAUCACCACACCAGAUAGAUCCAUCUGCAAUAAAGUUUGGCGAUAAGGCACCCAGUUACGUGUAUAAGAAAAACUCGUUCUGGAGAAAAAACUUCACGAUGGAACUGCAAUUUCGGACCCUUUAUCCGGAAGGUACAUUGAUGAUCGCUACGAGCUCGAAGCCUAGACCGCAAUACAAUAUUUUGGAGAUUCGUAAGGGAAAACUGCAGUACUCCAUCAAAGGAAAACGAAAACCAACAAAUAUAAUAUUCGACGGAAAGGUUGAUGACGCAGAAUGGCACACGGUCAUAAUCGAACAGAUAAUAGUUAAGAAAAAAAGACGGUUGCUUAUUGCUCUUGAUGGGGAUUGGCAAAAACCAUCCAAGAUACCAAAGAGUAAUGUUCGUAACGAAUUUUACCUAGGAAAUGUACCUGAGAACUUCACAACGAGAGACAUUAGUAUACAGCAAUUCAUUGGAUGCAUUCGAGAUUUUAAGAUAAACAAUAUACCACAACUGAAUACCAAAGAUCUGUCGGACUACAUGAAUUUGGGAUCCUGUUUUCCCAAAGUGGAACGAGGAGCAUAUUUUGGGGGAGAUGCUUAUAGCAUUUACAAACGAGAUUUUCAUGUCAACCAACAACUUGAGCUGAGCUUUGAAUUCAAGACAUCAGAGCAAAAUGGGAUUUUACUGAGCCUCUCAAAUUCAGGAAACAGUCCUGCUCUUUCAAUUGAACUACAAAAUGGAGGCAUGGUGAUGUCUGUUGACUUGGGAAUAAGUCCUAUUUUCAGCGUUAUGAAUGACUUGAAUUCUGAUUUUGCCUUGUGCAACAACAAAUGGCAUAAUGUUACUGCAAUUUACUCCCAGUAUGAACUGACAGUGAAGAUAGAUGGUAUUGCCAGGAGUUGGGCAAGAUAUGACACCAACUCUCUUUCUGACGACAUUGAGGCUCCACUUUACAUUGGUGGUUUACCAGAGGCAGCACCAAGUGGGACAUUGAAAGUAAGAGAAAAUUUCAAGGGUUGUUUGAGAAAAUUCAAAAUUGGUGAACAAGUGAAAGAUUGGACUGAGAUGGAAGAAUUAAACGGUGUAUCUCUUGAUUCCUGUCCUUUAGUGGACUAAUAUUGUAGUUAAAAAUUUAGGUAGUUAUUUAUUGAAUUCAUGUUUAAUCAGUUCUUGAUCAAUGUUAUUUGUAAUAAUGAAUCACUGCCAUUUAUUGUAUAUACCAAUGAACUAUUGUUGUAAAUAAUUAACUGUAUAAUUUUUAUCUUAUGUAUUUUGUAAAAAAUAAAUCUUACCUGACUUGACAUA
This is a messenger RNA of Coccinella septempunctata (seven-spotted ladybird), 9533 nucleotides long. Its product is annotated as laminin subunit alpha-1. Lineage: Eukaryota; Metazoa; Arthropoda; Insecta; Coleoptera; Coccinellidae. Bases 129 to 9344 code for a protein of 3071 amino acids. Gene Ontology annotation, cellular component: basement membrane. Gene Ontology annotation, biological process: axon guidance. The transcript is spliced from 37 exons. The record is from RefSeq and is a predicted model, not a curated record.